Molecule: messenger RNA, 941 nt
Organism: Camelina sativa (false flax)
Lineage: Eukaryota; Viridiplantae; Streptophyta; Magnoliopsida; Brassicales; Brassicaceae
Source: RefSeq, a predicted model, not a curated record
GAAAAACAAAUUAAAUCUCGAUCGCUCAGAGAUAUAUAUAUAUAUGAUGAGCAAAUCUCUACUCAAUUCUUGUUUUCCUAUCAUCCGUAGACGCCAAGGAAUAGUCACGCUCGUUUUCUUUGAGCAAGGAUCAACCAAAACCCUAUGUGGCUUCAAGAAACAUGUUGCUGGAGAAAUCAUGUUUGAGUUUCCUGAUCAAAUUGUGUGCCAUGCAGAUUCUUUCUUCAUCGGUCGUCAGGUUCCAGCUUUAGCCAUGGACGACUAUCUUAUCCCAGGUGAAACCUAUUUCGUCUUGCCCAUCGAACGUUUUGCAUACAGAAUCUUAACCACUUCGUCUCUCUCAAUCUUCAACUCUAAUCUUGAAAACGUUCGGUCGGGUACUCCUCCGUUGAAUUUCACGGCGCCGUCGAGUCCACCACCGUUUGAAUAUUCUCAGGGACCAAACGGGAAGAUUCUGAUUAAAGUUUCUCCGGAUUUUAUACUUAGUCGUAUGUGUAAAAACAGAAACAGCAGAGAAGAAGAAGAAGAAGCAAUAACUUGCGGUGAAAGCAGUUCGAUUUGUAAUUCUCCCGAGUUAAAGAAGCAAUAUGAUCAGCUUGUUGGAACGAGAGAGCACAUGUGGUCACCGAAUUUGCAGACGAUAUCCGAACAUAAGAUUAGGGUUUCUCCAUUAAGGUUCUUCAGUCUUAAUCGGAAGCAAGAAGAAGUGAAUUGAUUGGCUUUGGAAAAGAAAAAUAGUGAAUUGAAUAGGCUCUUAAAAUUAUUCUUAUUUCCCUUGUAUUUUGUUUUUGAGAAAAAAAUGUAAAAAGAUUAAAAAAAAUGUAAAUUAAUUAGAGUUAGUUAGUUGGUAUUGUUUGGUUACAAAAUGUCGCAUGAACAAGUUGGCAAAUUGAAUGUUUUGGGUGUAAUUCUACAAAGUAAUAUAUAAAUUUUGUUAGGUA